UCAGCUGAUUUGACUUUAUAUACUUCUAGUUCAAUCAACCUUAACAAAAGUAACACACCGUGACAACAGUUCUCUUUUGCUUAAUUCACAGCGUCUUACUUCUUGGCCAUGUCAACGGACUACAAUGUUUGCUUAGCUGGUGAUGAAAGAUCGAGGAACGGGGAGUCCCCAUUCUAUGACGCUGAUAGUAAUCGUCUAAUUUACAUAGAUUAUCUGGCGGGUGAUAUUACCAUCUAUACACCAAGCGAUAACAAAACGGAAAGAAUUCACGUUUACGAUGGAUGGUUAUCUUUUGCUAUACCGGUUGAAGGUCAACCGAAUAAGAUACUUGUAGCGAUUGGCACAAACAAAUUGGCCACAUUCGAUUUGGACGCAAAAUCUCUUCACAUAAUCAAAGAAUUCGAUUUAAAUGGUCGAAUCUUCCAUGAUGGAAAGUGUGACGCAAAGGGACGCUUAUGGGUUGGAGGGGCUCCAGUUCAGAGUGGAAACAAAUUCGGUUCGGGGAUUGGUCACAUUUAUCGAUUUGAUGGAGAAUCCUUAGAUGUGAUGGACGAGGGUUUGGCGACACCCAAUGGUCUUACUUGGAGCAACGACAACAAACGCUUGUUUUUUGCUGAAUCGCUCCGUGGUGUGUGGUCAUUCGAUUUCGAUCUGGAAUCAGGGACGAUAACCAACAAAAAACUCUUCAUCGACCUCAAUUCAGUAGUUGGAUUUAAGAAAUGCGAUAGCAACUUCUUGAAUGGCGAUUUCGUCGAUGGAAUUACCAUUGAUUCCGAGGAUAAUCUAUGGAUGGCUUCAUAUGGGUCAAGUAAAAUAUGUAAAUUUGACACGAUUAACGGUCAACUACUUGAGACAAUCGAAUUGCCCGUUAAAACAGUUACAUCGUUAUGUUUCGGUGGCGACGAUUGGAGUAAGAUAUACGUUACGACAUACUGGGAUGUUUCCUGGAUAACUGAUACCAAGCCAUUCGACGAUGAUGACCAAUACGGAAAAUUGUACCGAGUCAGUUCAGACCAGCGACAGCUCAAGGGAAUACCUAUGUUCCGUUGGCGUUCAAAAUGAAUCGUUAACGUUAAAUAGCUCAGCAGCACUUUAUGAGUGAAUUGAUUUUGAUGUACUGACAAAGUAAAUGUUAAAUAAAUAUUUGAUU
Messenger RNA from Bradysia coprophila, 1150 nucleotides. Its product is annotated as regucalcin-like. The record is from RefSeq and is a predicted model, not a curated record. Gene Ontology annotation, molecular function: calcium ion binding; gluconolactonase activity. Gene Ontology annotation, biological process: L-ascorbic acid biosynthetic process. NCBI's taxonomy places the organism in Eukaryota, Metazoa, Arthropoda, Insecta, Diptera, Sciaridae.